CGGCGGUGAUUGGCCAGCGGGAGGGAGAGGGCGGAGACCGGCGGGCUGGCGGCCCGGCGCGCUCCGAGCGUUUCCCGCCGUCGCCGUGUUGCCGUGGCGACGCCGCGCAGCCCGGAGCUGUCAUGGCGGAGCCCAGCGCGGCGGAGCAGCGGUGGCUGCAGGCGGCUCGGGACUUUGCCCUUCGAGCGCUCCCAGCCCGCCCGGAGCCUGGCGGGACGCCACUGGACGCGGUGCUGAGGUGCGUGAGGAGCGCGGGCGGCGGGGACCUGCCGCUGGGCUACAGUUUCAUCUCCAUCUCUGACCUAAAGCAUCAACAGCAUACUCCAUGCUGCAGCCACCUGACCUGGAGCACUAACAAAUUUAAAGAAUGGGCUCACCAAGGGCGAGGUGCUUUACCCAUGCACAGCUCUUUGCCAAGGGCUUACCUGAUCUUGGUUGGCUAUUUAACCGAUGGAAGGCAAGAGGACAAAGAUGGUUGCCUCUAUGUGAAAGACAAUACUGGGAUAAUUCCAUGUGAGCUGCUGCAUUUUGAACUGGAGUGGCUGGAGUCACUGUUCCUUUUCCCAAACUGGGUGUAUAUACCACAGACCGACCGUGGUGCAGCAGGGUACGUAGAAAUCCUGGUGGAUCCAGUGCCAGUAAAUUGCCUCCCAAAGGAAGUGUCUGAGACCAUUCCAGUCAUCUACCCACCGUUGGCUGAGCCACUCCUUGUCUCCAGGAUUCCUUGUAAGAAAAGAUCAAAGCUUAAUGUGGCAGGUGAAUUGUCCAGACUCAGCCCACUCCUUUGUAUUCACCAGAAGACAUUCUUCUUUCUAUUUCUGAAAUGCUUCACCUCAGCUGUUUGGGUCCCUGUCCUGGUGAAGUGACUCCUCAGAGCUGAGCAUUGAAGAGUGGCCAGGAUCAAUCAAAGAGUCCAAGAUCAUCUCAUAUGUGGGAACUGUCACCAAAAUACUCAAUGCCCAAGCUGGUCUCUAUGAGCUCGAUAGCAAAGUCUGUUUGUGCCUUGCUUACCAGCAGUUGCUGAACUCUGCACGCGGAAUCCAACCAGGAGCAUGUGUGGAGCUCAUCGAUGUCCACCUCCUACAGAAGCCUCUGGCAUCCUCUCCUUUCAUUGUACUUGGUGCCUGCUUGCACAGCACUGUCAUGCUGAGGAGUUUUUCAAGGCUCAGCACUCCUUACCAGCCACCAGUCACCUCAAGAAAUCUCUACUUACAGCUGCUCUUCCGCUAUAAUCUUGGUAUGCCGCUGUACCUCUGGCUGGUAAGCCUUCUGGAGACAUUUGAGGAGAGGUGUUGCUCUAAUGAAGAACUUACGUACAUUUUUCAAGUGCGCGUGCAGUAUGCCCACUGCUUUCCACCUCAGCUGUGGAGCCACACCAGAGAGGCCGAGAGUCUGCCGGAGCUAGAGGAGGCCAGCCAUGGUGGAGGAGAGGGCAUGACACAGCAAGAGGCACUACUGCUUUUUAUGGGGAAGUCAUUGCAAUGGUUUCCGUUUCUGCACCUGGACGGUUUGUAUCGCUUCAUUGUGCCCUGCUGCUCGGACUUGGAAGUAUUUGAGAAGCUCAGUUUUCCACCUGUGCCAGCAGAGUUCCUGGGCAGGCCAUCCUGCCCCUUAUGCCUGCCUGUCCAAGAUAACUGGCACUUACUUCAUGAGACAUGGGUCUCCUUCCCAGCUGAGCGCCAGCUGGCAGCCAGGGCAGUGCUGACAGGCAUGGACCAGAGAAUUUCCUCCAUUCCAGAAAUACUUAGCAACAGGUUUGUUGGUCUGCCCUAUACUUGAUGUGACUGCCUUAGGGAAUGAGGCAGUGUUGAUCGUUAUUGGAGACAGUACAACAUGAAUAGAUGGAAGAAUUAACAAACAAUGGAUUUGCUGCUCUAGGGAUAUUGUUUGGAAACAUUUCUGGGUUCAAAUAGCCCAGACUGUGAACCUAUCUUGUUUAUCAAAGCUUAAAGGGAUUGCAGGUUACGAAGCUGCAAAAUGGUGACCAGAAAAAGUUUGAGCUAACCGCUGGUGUGGAGCAGGUGCCAAAAAACUAUGCUAAAUUCUUGUCAGAAGUAGAAACAGGUGGAGCAGGGAAAACGAGGGUAAAUGUGUGAAGUUUGGGGGGUUUUGUUUUUCUGUUUGUUUAGUUUGCUUAAAUAAAUAAUGGGGUAAGAAGCUUUUCUUUUCAAAGCAUGUUUAAUCUGGGGUGAUACACAGAAGCACUGAAAUAUUCACCAGUGCCUUAUGGUAAGCUGAGAUUUCCCUUGCUUGGCUUCUUCCUCUAAGAAAAAUAAUGGAGUUAAGCAGAAGGGUGAGGUAGGAUGUCUCUCUCCUUUUCAAUUCUCCCAUGCCUGGAGAAGCAGAAGUGAUUUCAGAGACCUCUUGUUCUUGGGUAGGGUAGACUGAGCAAGCUGCCCUGA
This is a messenger RNA of Numida meleagris (helmeted guineafowl), 2402 nucleotides long. It is a transcript of the gene CTC1, whose product is annotated as CST telomere replication complex component 1. Lineage: Eukaryota; Metazoa; Chordata; Aves; Galliformes; Numididae. Gene Ontology annotation, molecular function: single-stranded DNA binding; telomeric repeat DNA binding. Gene Ontology annotation, cellular component: CST complex. The record is from RefSeq and is a predicted model, not a curated record. Gene Ontology annotation, biological process: telomere maintenance via telomere lengthening; positive regulation of DNA replication.